UCUCGCCAUCGAAGAAAACCCUUCUCCGCCGAUAUGGGCCCGGAGGAGGAUGUUCGCUCAUCGGUCUUCUUGGCGAAGCCCUCCGUCGCUCCCUCGUCCAGCUUCGCAUCAGCGACGCCCUUUCCCCCCUCCUUCCCCGCUGACAAGAAAUCGAAUACAGGUUUUUCUGUUCGAUUGGUGGUUGAUUAAAGCGGAAAGCGAGGUCGAGGGGAAAAGGUUGGCCGUCGGAGGGUUUACGACGAGGCAACAUGCAACUAGAUUAUUCAGUUCUGCUCCUAUUAUUAAACGGAAUGAUGCUUAUACUCUUGAGACAGCAGAUGGCGUUACUGUUGUAGUUCAGGGCAUGAUAAACAAAGAACGUACACAAGAUAAUGGUUUUCCUCUUGAGGUCUGCAAUCAUUUCUUGAUUGGAUUUCCAUAUAACUGGGAUCAUUAUGCUGAUGAAUAUUCUAAUAAGAGAUCAACUUCAACCUCUCCUGGAAAGUUGUCUUCUCUUGAUGAAGCAUUCAAAGACUCAACUAAUAGAACAGCUUCUACAUUUCCAGUUCUUCUGGAUGAGUUUCCUAUAUGUAGGGUCUUAAAUUUUUUUACUUCUGGAGGGGACAAUUUGACAACAAACUUCAGUGAUCAUCUGAAAAAUCUCUCCAUGAGUGCAGCAGAAUCUGAAAUGCAGAAGUCUUCAUCAUAUCUGAUGGAGGGUCUUGGUAAGCAUAACAUGGACAACAAUGAUGGAAAUAUUGUUGGAUCUGCUAGUUCAGUUGAACAUCAUGCUGAGGUUCUUACUUGUUCUAAAGAAGUUGAGUAUUCUAGAAAAAACUUGAAUGAAGGUGGUGGAUAUAGAAUAACUGUGAGCAAGCAGGAGCUGGUAGAUAUGCGAAAGAAAGCAUCUUCAAACAACUCAAGGAAAAUGGAGACAUGCAGUAAUUUAUUUUCCUUCAUUUCAGUUAACAAUAAUAGUACUAAUCAUUUGCAAGUUUCUGUUGAUCAGAAGUUAGAUGCUGAAGGCCGUAAUAACCCAGUGGAGGAGGGACGUAGUAGUAUCUCAAAUAGUCCAUUGUUACAAGAUGUUUCACAUCUUGAUUACAGUGAGAAACUGGGAGAUGAUACAGCAGGAAGGCUAUGCCAUUCCGAUAAAUCAAUAAUAAAUGACACAGAUGGUUUGCCUAUUCCCACAAAUUUGGACAACAAAGAUGCAUAUUCACCUCACGGAAAAAUUGAUGUCAAGUUGAAAAUUUCUGAUGUCAUAGGAACAUUGAAGGCCGGAACAUGGCAGGAAGGAAGUGUUGGAACUAGAUAUGUAGAAGGUGAACUAAAUGGCUUUGAUCACUCCAAAAUAUCUAAACAUUGUUCUACAAGUAAUGAAGGAGAAUCUUCAUCAGACGAGAUAAAUGGCAUGUGUCUUAAUACCUUAGAGAAGAUUAAGAACUGUAAUAUUCCUUCUGUUGAGAAUCCUACUACUCAGAUGUGUUCAACAGUUGAUAUUGGACUAACUGGAGAUUCAGAAAUGGACAUGUGCUGUCAAAAGGAACCUUUAGUGAAGGUUAUUGAAGAAAAAGAAAUAAAGAAGGAUAGCAUUCAGAAACAAAAUCAGGACUGUACUGAGUGCAUUGGCGAAAAAGAUUUUGUGCACUUCUCCGCUUCUGUAGAAAUGAUGCCAUUAGCUGAAGAUAAAUUAACAGGCAAAACUACAUCCACUGGAACUGAAGAGCAGUCAUCAGCUGUUAAGGGUCAUAACUAUCCGUAUGUAAGUGGUACUUGUAAACGUGGUGGAGUUACACUCGGCAUACCUGCUUCUGUUUCUAGGUCAGAGGGCUUAAAAGGCAAAUCAGUGUUCUCAUCUAAAAUGAAAGUCAAAAGAGUUUCUAAAAACUAUGAAGUUGCAAGCACUAAGCUGGAGACAGGAGAGACCAAGCCAAAUCAUCUUAACUCUGAGGAGAAAGGUUUCAAACAUACUUCUGAAUACCAUGCCUCUGUGAAAGGUGACAAUAAGGAUGCAUCGACUGGCAGUCCUGCUCAGGAUCCCACUGAUGUUUCUCAGAUUUGUACUUUUGACUCAUUCAAACAGGAAGUAGGUGCUGACCCUUUAAAAUGCAGAUUGCAGUCAUCGCUUUUAUCGAGUCAUGCUGCCACCAAGGAAUUGGAAAAACAAAAUGGACUUGCUGUUGAUCACAUUGCUAUGGAGAAUAAUAGUCAUUCAAAUGGAUCUCCUAGAUAUUCAACAAAAUAUGCAGUUCAAUCAGAUAUUCCAGUCAUGAAUUACUCUAGUGAAGAUAAAUCAUUGGAAAUGAUUUACAAGACGUUAAUGGACAAAAUGAAUAACCAAGAUGUUCCUAAAGUUUCAGUAGCAGAGGAGUCUAACAAAAUUAAGGGAUCACAUACUUCUAGGAGGAGGAAAAUGUUGAGGCAAGUCUCAUAUGUACACCAAUCACCACUUACCAGGGAUAAGGCUAAGAAGUCAUUUGUGGCCUUAUCUGAAUCUCUUAAUUUUAGAAGAUCUCGGUCAGGCCGAUUGAUCGUUCCACCCCUAGAUAAUGGUUGUCAGCAAAUUAUCUAUGAUGCGGAUGGUUCAAUUACUGGGAUUAUGAGUGCUCGUAAUGUGCUGAAUUCUCCUAGCCAAGGAAGCAAGUCGGAGCCUGCAAAAAGAAGAAAAAAAUUAUGAACACUUGACACUCUGUUAUAAAGGCCCGAAGAGCCAACUUUAUGUUUUCCUGCAACACUUCACCUGUCUCGAACCAGUAGGAGCAUCAAUUGGCAAUUCAGAUUUGAGGGCCCGUUUUCCCUUUCGGUCUUGGUAUUUUGAUGCAUAUAAAUUGCAUCUACUGUUGUAUGAUCCCUGAUCUGACAAGAUCCUUUUGAAUCGCAGACGCCGACGGCAACAGUCAUGAAGCAAGGCAUACCUCAUUUGCAAAAAAUGGGGAGCUUCGGUGCCACGUUAGUUUCGUUUUUUCCUUGUUCAGCAAAUAGUAAACUAUGCUUUAACAAACACAUCAAAACCGUGAUUCCCAGUCACAAAAAAAAAAAAA
Molecule: messenger RNA, 3023 nt
Organism: Musa acuminata subsp. malaccensis (wild Malaysian banana)
Lineage: Eukaryota; Viridiplantae; Streptophyta; Magnoliopsida; Zingiberales; Musaceae
Source: RefSeq, a predicted model, not a curated record